Molecule: messenger RNA, 2962 nt
Organism: Boleophthalmus pectinirostris (great blue-spotted mudskipper)
Lineage: Eukaryota; Metazoa; Chordata; Actinopteri; Gobiiformes; Gobiidae
Product: sodium- and chloride-dependent GABA transporter ine
Exons: 13
Coding region: 1523-2962 (479 amino acids)
Biological process (GO): sodium ion transmembrane transport
Cellular component (GO): membrane
Source: RefSeq, a predicted model, not a curated record
UAUAAAAAUAUAUAUUAUAAAAAAUUCCAGAUUUUGGCAUAUCCAGGUGAAGGAAUGUAACCCUGGAUAGUACAUCAUCUAUACUGUAGUGUCCAUUUUAUAAACUUACAGUAUAAGAUGAUAUCCUGUCCAGAGCACAAGAUGUUCCAGUCUCAUCCGUCUCAUACUCACUCGUUUCUUGGUGUAUUCCUUGGUUCAGUUCUUCUUCACUAACACUCAUGUGUCUUGGGGUCUGCACUUAAAGACCCCUGGCUCAUUUGCAUAUGGUGAUGACGUUUGGGUUGGACCAGACAGUUUUCGGGCAUGACAUCUCUUAUCAGUGGGUGACCAGGAUGCGACGCCCUUGCCCUGAUAUACACCCAACGUUAGGCAACUUUAUUUCAACUGAAAAUGCAGGUAUUAGUGGUCAACCUGCCUAUCAUUAGUGAUUAUACUGUUAUUUAUAGUUACUGCAUGUUUCUAUUAUAACCAACUAGAACUUCUACAAUCCAUGAUUUUAAUAAUGAUGAAAAAUUAGGACCUGCUUUUUAAAAGUCUGAUAUCUUUUUAAUGGUGGAAAGUCCUCAAAAUAUCACGUGUAACCCAGAAUCUACAAUUGGUUGAUGUCAUAGGACGGGGCCUGCAUAACUCUAUGGGAGAUUUACGUUUUUUGGAAGAAAUAUUCAAAUAUAUGAUCCAUAUAUCAUCACAUAUUAUUGCUUGUUAGGGAUUGACAACUCAAACUUGCCAAAUUAAUCUUAUGACUAAAAGUUAUUUCAGCAGACAACUAUCGUGUCUUUGGUGUUGAAUAAUGGCACCACUUUUUGAAGCUAUUAAAAAAACACUUGUUGAUUUAUGCUGAUGGGGUAGAUGUGAACUAUGUGGCAGUUUUUGUUUCUUGUGGAUACACCUGAUAAUUACAGAGAUAUUAAAAAUAAUUUCUGCAAUCUGACAGUUAAACAGCAGAUCCCACUUUGGAAUUCUGACCUUCCAUUUAAAACUAUUGAAUUUCUUGUGAAUUCUCACAUGUAUGAAACCUAUGGCUGGGUUUCACAUGACAUCAUAACAUUUUAUAGGCCAGUGUUUGAUAGAGACAGAAGCAUUUUUGUUGUAAUACAGUGACUUUUUGGGUUUAGUCAAUAAUAGAAAGGAUAGUCUCAUGGUCACAUUUUUAUUCUUUUUUUCCACCUUCAGAACUCAAAGAGUUUUACAUCAAGAAACCACACACAUUCACAUGCCAGUGUAGGCAGACCCCAGGGGUGAGGGGGGUUAAGUGUCUUGUCAUGUAACUACAGCAUUCAUCUGGGAGCUGGAAUUGCACAACCAACCAGCGAAUCAGUGGAUCUGACCGCUCAAACAGUGAUGUUUAUGUUGAAAGCGGGAUUCAACCGCCAACCUUUGAAUCAGUGGACAAACACUGAUCUACUUUUGCCCACAGAUCAGGCUAAUCAUUACAGAUAAUAAAAGCAAGUUAGGCUAUAUCAUCUGGAGCCUCUGAGAAAUCCUAGUCACUCAGUAUAAGGAGCCGGGACACAGACAAGAGAUGAAUGAGGCCAGCAGACCGACGUGGAGCAGGCAGAUAGAGUUCACCCUGGCGGGCAUCGGCUGUGCUGUUGGUCUGGGCAAUGUCUGGAGGUUUCCAUACCUGUGCUAUAGGAGCGGAGGAGGGGCUUUCCUUGUGCCCUAUCUCCUCAUGCUGCUGGUGCUGGGCAUCCCUCUUCUGUACAUGGAGCUGACAGUGGGACAGUACACACGCAGAGGCCCGGUCCAUGCUCUGGCCAAAGUCUGUCCCUUAUUAAAAGGUGUAGGCAUGGCAUCAGUGGCUAUCUCCUUCAUCAUGUGCACCUAUUACAAUGUGGUCAUCACCUGGGCCUUGUACUACCUGUUCAACUCCUUCCAACAACCUCUGCCCUGGGCCAGCUGCAACAACACCUGGAACACAGACAACUGCACCAUUCACAGCACCAACAGCAGCCACUCCUCAACUGCUGGCAAGGAGUUCUUCCAAUAUAAUAUGUUACAACAAACGGGCAGUGUGGAGGAGACUGGGACGCUGAGAUGGCAGCUGUUCCUUAUCCUCAUGUUGGCUUGGAUCCUCAUUUAUUUCUGUAUUUUCAAAGGGGUCAAAUCAACAGGAAAGGUUGUGUACUUCACAGCUCUGUUCCCGUAUGUUAUCCUGAUUGCGCUCCUGAUCAAUAACGCGCAGCUUCCAGGGGCGCUGGAUGGAAUAACCUUUUUUAUAGUGCCAGAGUGGAGCAAGCUGCAGUCUGUGGAGGUGUGGGUGAAUGCUGCUGCGCAGAUCUUCAACUCCAUUGGCAUUGGGUUUGGUUCAUUAUUGGCCAUGGCGAGCUACAACUCCUUCAACAAUAAUGUUCUGAAAGAUACACUGGCUAUAGCAAUCAUCAACUCCUUCACCAGUAUCUUGGCUGGCUUUGUGAUCUUCUCUGCCUUUGGAUACAUGUCGUACCUGCAGGGGAUUCCCGUGAGCCAAAUUGCAGUGGAUGGGCCUGGUUUGGUGUUUGUCGUUUACCCACAAGCCUUUGCUCAGAUGCCUUUGCCUCAGCUGUGGGCCGUAUUGUUUUUCUUUAUGUUACUUUGCCUCGGGCUGGACAGUGAGUUUGCGAUGGUGGAGGUGAUGGUGACUAGUCUUAUGGAUCAGUUUGGCCAGAAGCUGAUGAAAAUCUUCAGGAGAAAAGAACUGUUCGUUCUCGCAGUUUGUGUAGCAGCGAGUCUUCUGGGAAUCCCAUGUGUCAUGCAGGUGGGGAUCUAUGUGUUUCAGUUGAUGGACCAUUAUACUGCUAUAGUCUCCAUCAUGUUCUUGGCAUUCUUUGAGAUUAUAGCCAUCUGCUGGUGUUAUGGUGUAAAUAGACUGUCGGACAACUUAGAAGAGAUGACUGGAAGCAGAGCCAAUAUCUUCUUCAGGUUAUGCUGGCUCAUAAUUGAUCCUGUGCUCAUAAGUUUGAGGUUAAGUUGUGUCAGUUAG